Molecule: messenger RNA, 1539 nt
Organism: Geodia barretti
Lineage: Eukaryota; Metazoa; Porifera; Demospongiae; Tetractinellida; Geodiidae
Source: the annotation of a GenBank genome assembly
AUGAAAUACGACGUCAUUGUAAUCGGCGCCGGUUCGGCGGGUUGCGUUGUUGCCGCUCGUUUGUCAGAAGACCCAAACCGCUCGGUGCUACUGCUGGAAGCAGGGCCCGACUAUCCCGACUUCGAGCAUUACCCCGAAGAUUUGAAGUUCGGUUACAACGCCACCGCAUCUCAACCGGGAGCACCCCACAACUGGUCAUUCCAGGCCCGGGGUCGUCCCGAGCAAACCGAGCCCAUGCCGGUUCCCCGGGGCAAAGUAGUCGGCGGCACCAGCGCGAUUAACGGCCAGGUGUUGCUGCGCGGCGUUCCCGAAGAUUACGACUCCUGGGCUGCCAUGGGUAACGAUGAGUGGGCAUACGUGAACGUGUUGCCCUAUUUCAGAAAGUUGGAAACCGAUACCGACAUUCGCGAUGAUUUUCACGGCACGGACGGUCCUAUCCCGGUGCGCCGUUUCCAGAAACCCGACUGGUUGCCAUUCCAGCAAGCCUUUUUCCAGGCCGCCGUUGACGCCGGAUACCCUGAAGAUGCCGACAUGAACCAUCCGGAAUCCGGCGGAGUCGGCCCCAUUCCCAUGAACAACCCCAACGGCAUACGAAUGAGCACGGGUCUCACCUACAUAAACCCAAACCGCCAUCGGCUCAACCUGACCGUUCGUGGCAAUGUUAUGGUCCGGCGAAUUUUGUUCGCCCGCAACACCGUGUGGGGCGUUGAAGUCGAGAGUGGCGGGGAUAUCUUUCAGUUGGAAGCGAACGAAAUAGUGCUCAGCGCCGGCGCCAUCGCAUCACCGCAAAUCCUCAUGCUGUCCGGUGUGGGUCCGGCAGACCACCUGCGCAGCCUGGGGAUUCCAGUCGUGCAUGACUCGCCCGGCGUCGGCAAGAAUUUCAGAGACCACCCCAUGGCGCCCGUCCGUCUCCGCGUCAAGGACGAUUUUCCCCAGGACCCUGAUGCUCCCAGAAUCCAGGCCGCCCUUCGUUACACCUCCAGCGCGAACAAUCUACGCAACGACAUCCAGAUCAUGCCUUCUUCCUUCUCCUUCCCGUUGGGCGGCGACCCCCUGGAAGGUGAGGGCGUACGUUUCUCCUGCAUCCUGGAACUGGCGGCUGGCAAGGGCGAAAUCACUCUCGCCUCCGCUGAUCCCGGCGACCAACCGAACCUUUACUACGGUUUCCUGGAAGAACCUUCCGACCGCGAGCGGUUGCGGGAGGCCGUGAGAAUCUGCUUCGGCUUGCUGGAGCAUCCGGCAUUCAAUGAUAUUGUCGACGGACCCUUGACACCCACGGAGGAAGAACUGGCUUCCGACGAGGCGUUGGACGACUGGCUCAAUAAAAAUGUUACUACGUCCCAACAUCUGGCCGGCACGUGCAAGAUGGGUCCCGACUCAGACCCGAUGGCCGUUGUCGACCAGUUCUGCAGGGUGCGCGGCGUGCAUGGAUUACGUGUGGCCGACACGUCCGUAAUGCCGGACGUCGUCCGCGCCAACACCAACACCACCGCCAUGACCAUCGGCGAGCGCGUUGCCGAUUGGGUGAAGAGCCAAUAG